Molecule: messenger RNA, 5866 nt
Organism: Dromaius novaehollandiae (emu)
Lineage: Eukaryota; Metazoa; Chordata; Aves; Casuariiformes; Dromaiidae
Gene: C27H6orf89
Product: chromosome 27 C6orf89 homolog
Exons: 9
Coding region: 277-1263 (328 amino acids)
Cellular component (GO): Golgi membrane; nucleolus
Source: RefSeq, a predicted model, not a curated record
CAGGAAGCGGCGGCGCGGCCCGGCCCCGCGGCCCCCCACGGCCCGCCUCCAUCGCGGGCGGGAGGAGCCCGGAGCCGGGCGGCGGAGCGGGGCAGCCGCCGGGCGGUGCCGGGGUUCAACAGCCCGGCGUUAGCAACGUGGACCGGCCCAGUAGAGGCUCCUCUACCGGCGUUUCCCUCUAAAUAUUUAGCUUUCUCCAAGCCCCGGUCCGAAUACCGAGGUGCGUCCUCUGUACGCGCAGCGUCUCCUCUGUAAGGGGAUUUUUCAUCGGAGGCCAUGGAGCUUUUGGCCAAUGAGCUCAGCAUUUAUGACAAGCUAUCAGAGACGAUUGAUCUGGUGCGGCAGACUGGCCACCAGUGUGGGAUGUCAGAAAAAGCCAUUGAGAAGUUUGUCAAGCAGCUCUUGGAAAGAAACGAGCCCCAAAGGAGACCUCCACGGUACCCUAUCUUAGUGGCUCUCUACAAGGGCCUGCUCAUGUUGGGACUGGUCUUGCUAACCAUUUACUUCGUGAUCCAGCCAUAUAGCCCGUUGCCGCCUGAAGCUCCGCUCUCCAGAGCCCAUGCCUGGGGCUCCCUCAUCGGUCACAUCCGGCUGCUCUCUUUGCCUAUUGCCAAGAAGUACAUGCUCGAGAAAUGCCAGGACUGGUGGGCAGCAGGUUGCAGACAGAACAGCUCUACACUUCCCGCAAACUGCACAGUCUGUUCUGCUGUGAAGAGCCUUCAGACAGUGACAGACUUUGGAGAAAUAUCAGAAAAACUCCAGAGGUCUCAGCCUUUUCUAAUCAAGACAGGGCAGUAUCUUUCUUAUGAAGAGCUAAAGCAUUUUCAGUCCCAGGAUCCAGCACUGGCAGAGGUUAUAAUAGAAGAAAAUGCAGCUGAACUGUGGAGCUGCCUUCCAAGACAGAGCUUCCCAUUUUUCUUUCCCUGGAACAAAUCUCUGAGUAAAACUCGGAUUCUGCAGGAAUUUUUCCCUGCUUCCUCUUUGCUGUCCUUCCCUAAGUCAGUGUCCCUGGAGAGCUGCUUCCUCAUCCGCCAUCCAGAUUUGGGGAAUAAGAGCUACAGUUUGCACAGCCUGUUUGCUGUUGGAAGUGGACAGCUCACCCUGACUGUUGUGCCUCUGGACAAGUGUAGAGGACACUGCAAGACAUUUGAGGUGGAUCUACGAGCUGGAGAUUUCGGUUAUGCCAGCGCAGAUUACUGGACGAUGAGCUUCACUGCCAAAGGGACAGAGCCUGCGGUCAUUUGUGAUGGAGCUGCCAUCUAAGGACAGUGGGGAGGGAAAACAGAGCUGCUUCCAGGACAAGAAGACUUUCAGCUUUGCAGCCAAAGCAACAUCUUGAAAGCGAUAGAGCCGGGGCAAUGGGGCAGGCAGCUAUGCCACCCUGCGUGUUUACAGUGUUUAAAAAACGACUGUUUUCCUGACCUUUGAGGUAAUUCUUUGCUUUUCCUCAGAUGUAUUUUGGGAGAAGCUCAAGCUGCUUAUGUCCUUCCCUGUCCCCUCAGGUAAGCCCUGGGUUUGCAGCUAAGGACUUUUCCAGGAGCAGCAGAGGGAUUUCUCAGGAUGAGAUUCACCUUGUGUCCUUUGUGGAUUAUGGCACUUCUGAAACUUUCAGGGAGGGUUGGGGGUACGGGGGGUGUGUGACACUUCUGUGUACCUUCCUCCUGGGGAGGAGGCUUUGAGCCUGUCUGUCAGGCCAGCUCUGUAAAGGGAAUGAAUCGGUGAUGUGUCCCAGCUCUACCCCAUCUCUCCGUUGCAUCCAUAGCUACGUGCCUCAACAGUGUGCCCCGCAAAGCCAACCUCAGCCCCGUGCUCCAGGGCUGGAGUGAGCCUUACAGCCUAGGGGCGGAGAUCCUCACCCCCUGCAUCGUUCUUUUACCAAAUGAAUCUUUCAGGCCUCUGUGUGUCUUGUGAUCACUCUUCUGUGGUACUCUAUCAGCGGGUUGUAGGUGAGUCAAAUAGUAACUGUGCUUUUUUCCCCAUCUCCUUUCCUACAAAACUACUGAUGCAGGUUUCAGUGGUCAUGGUGCUGAGAGUGCAGUAGUUUUGGAUGGAGACAGGGACAGGUACAGAGAAGCUCUCCGCAACUUCCAUCUUCUGAUUGUGCACCUAAGGCACCAGCACCACUUGUCCAUUUUCAUAUGUUCCUUGCUGUGAGAGGUGCUGACUGCGUUCCCUGCCCGGGGUACCUGCGGUAGCACCUGAAAGCUUCCUUGUCCCUGGCUUUUUUGCGUUGACUCCUUCCAGACCUGAAGCUCUGUCUUCAGAAUGAACGUUGGUUUUUCCUGAGCCCCUUCCAAGCUGCCUUCGCAUGCUUCCUGUUGCUUGAGCACUGCUUUAUCCAAUGCCCUGAGAGAGGCUCAGUUUCAGUGUUUGCAGGCUGCGGAUGCGGCGGUCCCUUCCAAGUUUGAUCCUUUGGGUCUGUUCCUGCUGUAGAAGAUCACUUACAGAUGUGUCAGGCUGAACUCAUAGGCCAGGGCUGGGGUUCAGGACAUACUCUCACACUUGUUAAUAUGGAAUUGGGAGGGGUUUUGUUUGAAAGCAAGUGAUUCUGUUCUCAGGAGCAAGAACCUUUUCCUUUGUACAUAUUUUACAUACAUUUAAAAUGACAGAUUGGAAAAAUGUCUCUCCAGCCAUGGGAAUUGUUUUGGGGGUGGGGGGAUUGUUUUUGAGCAAGACCAGAAGAAUGGGAGCAAACUUCUUAUUUAUUAAUCUUAGUAUGGUCUGGCAAAAGCUGCUAAAUGGGAUGAACAUGUCUGGCUCCUGUGCAAAGAUAAGACAGAGGACAGUUCCUGCUCCAAAGAAUUUGGUCUGAGGCCUUGACACUGCAAACAUUUCUAUGCAUAACCCUUGUGUUUCUUCCGUUAAGUAAUGAGAAACCCCCCAGCACCUGUAUCAAUCUGUAUGUUUGGCCCUUAAAACUGGACAAACAUGCACCAGAUUUAGUAGAACCAAAGGGGGAGAGUUCAACUCUCAGAAAAGGACUAAUUUAAUUGGUAGCAAAGUAUUAAAGGGACUUGGAUUAAUAAGAUUUCUGUUAGCGUAGUUAGUGCUUGGGGUAUGUCUUACACUUGUGACACUACAUGCAAUCCUGUACAUGCCAAGACACACACGCCACCCCUCUCUCUCCUUAAAGCAUGCAUUGGAUCUUAGUUAAUGGAAAGUCGGGAGCUCAGUGAUGGCAGGAUUAGGUCCUAUGUUAGUGACUGUUGCUAUUUACACUUUGGCAGCUUCUCAAGUCGAAUUCAAAGGCCGACAGGGUAACUUCACCUCUUACUGUUUUUGUACCUGAUCCAUUUCUGUAAAGCACUCGGAGAUGCAUGCAGAGAACCUGCCAGACCCGUUAUUACUGAGAUUGCAGGUGGUUUGGUGAUGCUGUUACUUCUAAGUGUCCUUGAAUGUAACUUGUAAAAGAGCUGCAGAGACAAUUCUCAAGCGUCUGUGAAAUGCCUGUGUUUUGUGAGUCACGCUUAAGCCGUUGUGGCUGUCUGGCUGCUUUGGGAAGAAGCAGAAGACAUCGAUCUAUUUGCGAUUGCUGCUUAGAUUGGGGAGGGGAGGGCUCUAGGGCAGAUUUGUGCCCACUUAGCAAAAGUGCUCUCACGUAUGGCUUCUCCCGUGCUCAAAGUGUUGCAGCUGGUUGGACAGAAGAUGGUGAAUCUGGACUGUUUGCAGAUCAGCUUUCCAAGUGCACUUUAUGGUCUCUGCAUAAGUUUCCAGAUCUGUGUCUAGGCGAUACAUUGCAUAUGUCCCAACCUUGCUCCCUUUGGAGUUUACAUCAUUUGUUUUUAAACUUCCAGUAUAUUUUCUCUUCCUCUUCCAAAAGCUGUAAGGAAUUAGCUGCUAAACUAAAACAGGAGGGCAAUUCUCCUGCUGAUAAAGAGCCGAUUUUGGCCCUAGCUGCUGUUGAGUGCAGAGCCCCAGUCUGCAGCACAGCUUCUAGAGCAGCUCCUGUUUUCGGCUGCCAGAGUAGUAGUGCAAAUGCCUUUCGCAUUGCAGUGUGGGCUUUGCAUUUGCAUUUUGCAAUGCAAAAGGAAGCUUUGACAUCAUGGCCAAAUGACUGCAAGUGAGCCCUUGGCCAUCUUGCCUGCUCUCAGCGGGCCUUUAUCUGGGGCUCCAGCUUCCCUCGGCAUUUCCAGAGGCUACAGAAGGCUGUUACUCUUCCCCGAAGAGCCAGCCAGCUCCUGGUGAUCCACUGAGGCUUGAACCAAACCGAGGGAAUGUGACUAUUUUCUCUGCUAUCGAGGCAUCAUGGUGACAAACGUGAUCGGAUGAGUCACAGACGGUGUGCGUCACAUCAUCUCCCUUGCCUCUAGCUUCACUUUGGCACUUGUGCACAUCCAAGCAUAUGUGUUGUUUUAGACAAUCCCCCACCCUGGCCAGCUCAAGGAGGUGCCCACCAAGUCUGUCGUCCUGUCUUCUGAGACGUGUUGGGUGCUUCAGAGCUCUUUGCUGUGAGCGGGGAGACAGGCUCCUGCUCACCUGACAUCCCAGAGGCUGCAAAGCUGCUCUGAAAUCCCGUGGCGAGGCACAGAAAUUGGUGCUGCCCGAGAACCUAGUGGGCAGAGACGGUGGAAGGGUCACUUCUGUAUUUGUCGGUGUGGAAAGAUGGGCUGCCACCGGUGACUCGGAUAGCAGGAUUGUGGUCUGGUUUCCAAAAGCAGAGGUCAUUGACCGUUGCUCUUGGUGACUCCUGAACUCAGGGUAACUGGAAAGGCGGAGAAAGGAGUAUUACUGCUUACUUCGGUACCAGGAAAUCAGCAUCCCCUGUGGGAGCUAAGCUUCCAGUUCCUACUGAUUCCUUUCAUUGCUAUUGCACACAGAAAUCCCGCUAGGCAGCUGUGCACAUCGCAGCCUCCAGCUCCCUUUGCAACACCCAGGAGAGCUUUCUAGGAUCGGGUUUCCCUGGAGUCUCGGGCCUUUAGCGUCUGCUGCUAGUCCUCUUGCUGCAGUGGUCUGGCAGAGAAGCUGGUUUUACUGCAAGGGCCUGGGCUGGAUCAGAGCACCUCCCUUCUCUCGUGGCUGGCCUCCCUGGCUUUCGAGCAGCAAGUCUUGCCCAUCUUUUUGCAGCAAGUCCCGCUCCCAGCGUGAGGGGAGGUGGAGGGCAGGAGAGCACGUUGCUAGCGACGCACCCUGAUAAUGCCAGCGUCCCUGCAAGGCGAUCCUCCUGCCUUCCCUCUGGUGAGCAAGCACUUAAAUUCUUCCUGCUCACGUCAGAAACUGCUCCCGGGAGUGGAAGCUGCAGGAUCUGCCAGCCCCGUGCGCAGCAGUCCGGGUUCCUCGGCUCCCCUGUAGCUCGACGGCCCCUGAGGGAACCAACCGAGCUCUUUGUGGGGUCAGGCGGUGACAAGGAGGCUGCUUCGGCAGGCCCUGCGGGGACAGCGCUCGCUUCCUGGAAACCAAACUUUCUCUUCGUAAAUUUUAUAUUUAGAGCUAUGUAUUCUCCUCUUCAGGAAACUACUUCUUGUAAAGGAUAGAUUUACUGUCCUGCUGAGUUAAACAAGGGAGAUGCUGGUCUUUCCCUUUGCUUUGGAGAUUCGAACAAGCGACAGUUGAUUUAUUUUUAGCGAUAUCUCUUUGUCUACAGGGAGGGGAGGCAUAUUAUAAAGGCUCAGGGGUGCUGGGAAGUAAAGCUAUAUAUGCAUAAAGACUGUUUCAAUUCUGUACACUAUAAAUUCAGUGGUGGAUAAAAAAAAGAAUGUAAAUAUGCAAUUAAUGCAGAAUUUUAUGGAUGGUCAUAAUUUAAUAUAUUGCAAACUUUGUAAAUACUUGGAAAAAGCCUGUAAAGUGUGUAAAUAAAUGAGAUUUGUAUGUAAGAAGAAUAAAAAAGUUUUUACUUUUUGCAAUUAAAUAGACGUGUUAAUGCACCCUU